Messenger RNA from Amorphotheca resinae ATCC 22711, 2309 nucleotides. RefSeq lists its product as hypothetical. Bases 10 to 1851 code for a protein of 613 amino acids. NCBI's taxonomy places the organism in Eukaryota, Fungi, Ascomycota, Leotiomycetes, Helotiales, Amorphothecaceae. Gene Ontology annotation, biological process: carbohydrate metabolic process. The transcript is spliced from 3 exons. The record is from RefSeq and is a predicted model, not a curated record. Gene Ontology annotation, molecular function: hydrolase activity, acting on carbon-nitrogen (but not peptide) bonds.
UUAGUCGAGAUGUCAUUUCUAGGCCUGGAAGGAUAUCACGUUUUUAUCACGGGGGCAGCUGGUGGGAUUGGAGGCCAAGCUGUGAAAGAGUUUCUCAGUCAGGGCUGUAAAGUAACAGCUCAUGAUCUCCGGCCCAUUACCAACCUUCCGUCUUCGCCAAACCUCUUCACGGUGACAGGCAAUAUUUCCUCAGAGGACUCCAUAAAGUCAUGCAUCGCACAAGCCAAACAACACCACGGGCCUAUCAAUAUUUUGAUUGCAAAUGCGGGUAUCACGGAUGAGUCCAACUCAUAUGCUAUCUGGGAGAUCCCCCUUGAACUGUGGGAAAAGACUUAUAAUACCAACAUUCGUGGAACAUUCUUAACAAUUAAACACUUUCUCCUCAGUGCUGCAGAAUCACAGGCCUCAAAUAACGGCCAAGAACUGGAGAAUCUCGCCAUUGUAGUCACGGGAUCUGAAACUGGCAAGUUUGGCCAAGCCGGACACACCGAGUACGCAAGUGGUAAAGCAGGUCUUCAGUACGGUCUCGUCCGAGGCGUAAAGAACGAGAUCGUACGUCUCAAUAGCAAAGCACGCAUUAAUGCUGUAGCACCAGGGUGGGUGGAUACACCACUGAUUGAAGGACGACUUGAUGAUCCUCAGGAGAUGUGGGUUGAAGCCCAGGCCACAGUCCCUCUACGCAAGAUUGCUCAACCCGAGGAUGUUGCUCGUGCAAUGGCAUUCCUCGCAAGUCAUCGUGCAGCAGGCCAUAUUUCUGGAGAGUGUAUAAGCGUAGAUGGCGGAAUGGAGGGACGAGUAGUCUGGAAAGCCGAAGAAGUUGUCAAGGCAGCGGACUCUUCACCUGCAGUCACAAUCGCGGAGAAAGCGCAUUCUCUCCCUCCUACAGCUGUCAUCCACCCUGCAUUGUCUUCACCACGUAGACGAAAAAUCCAGAUCCUGUUGGGCAUUGACUUCGACGCCGUAUCUGGAUUCUUGGGCACAGGAGCCCAUGAGAACAAUAAUAUGGCUGACUAUUCCUCUGGUUUCUUCGCUGCCCAGGUCGGGGUCCCGCGUCUUCUGAAGCUCUUCAAAAAGCACAAAAUUGCAUCCCAGGUGACUUGGUUCAUCCCCGGGCAUUCAAUGGAAACAUUCCCUACCCAAACAAAAAUGAUCUUGGAGAGUGGUGCCGAGAUCGCCUGCCAUGGAUAUGCUCAUGAAGGCAGUACGCAGAUGACCGAGGAACAAGAAAAGGAGAUGAUCGAGAAGUGCGUACAGCUAGCCACGGCCCUAACAGGCAAGAAACCAAGGGGAUGGAGAGCGCCAUUAUACCAGCUCAGAGAGCAUACCGUGAAGCUAUUGGAGGAGCAUGGAUUCCUAUAUGAUUCGUCCCUAACACACCACGAUUCAAAGCCUUACUUCAUCCCUCACGCACCACCCAUCAAACCCAUCGAUUUCUCGCACCACCUCUCCGCCAGCACCUGGAUGAAACCACUUCCCAGCCCCUCUCCCCCAACAUCCAAGACCUUAGUCGAGAUGCCCUGCAACUGGUACAUGGAAGACAUGACACCAAUGCAGUUCCUCCCCGCAGCGCCUAAUUCCCAUGGCUACGUCUCCACGGGGUCGAUUAUGGAUAUGUGGAAGGAGAGAUUCGAAUUCCUCUACCAUGAACACGAUGAUGAUGAUGAUGGCGAAGGUGCAGGAAAAGGCGACUUCAUCUUCCCGCUGGUGCUACAUCCUGAUACUUCGGGUAUGGCCCAUGUCAUUGGCAUGAUUGAUCGGAUGAUUUCGUGGCUGAAGAGUCGAGGCGAGGAGGUACAGUUCUGCAAGUAUGAGGAUGUGGCGAGGGAGUGGAAAGCACAACAGAAAAUUUGAAGGAAAUCGGAGUCUUUCCGAAACUCAUGUGGUGCGUCUUGUGAGGAAGCAUAUAUGAGAGGAAGCGGCUGUUGUAUCAGCUCUUGCAAACGAUAGAACAAGUUAAUUGUUACGACUGCGCGUGGUAUGUGUAUCAGGGGCAACAUGGCAUUGAUGAAGAAACCUUCAUAUUGACCGAUUAGAGCGCUAUGUUCGAUACUCGACCCCGGCGCUUUAGAUAGCCGGUACACACUUUCCUUUCCCCAACUACGCCAUGCGAAAAUAAGGGAAAAAAGAAGGCCUAUCCCAGUCUUCGGCCGACGGGAAUCACUGGCCUUUGGGGUAUCAUACACAUACAGGCACCAUUGAGACCCUGUCUCCAUCCUCAUGUCAGACCAAAUAACGCCUAUGAUAGAUACUCAUGCCUGCCUUUACCGUUGCUCGACCCAAAUGUCAUAGGUCCACUCGUCACAUGGUUG